GUUCUGGAGUCUCUGAUCAAGCGCGUUCACAGACACAGGCGCGCUUGUGCUCGUGCCCGCUGCUGCAUUAUUUUCAUCUCUGUUUUCUGGUCGGGUUCGGGCGGUUUCUAUCCUGGAGCUUCUAAUCUGCUCAGACGAUGUCUCUGGUGGAUUUGGGGAAGAAGCUUCUAGAAGCAGCUCGUGCCGGUCAGGACGAUGAGGUUCGGAUACUGAUGGCCAGUGGAGCUCCAUUCACUACCGACUGGCUGGGCACGUCUCCACUGCAUCUGUCCGCUCAGUUUGGACAUUACUCCACCACAGAGGUUCUGCUGCGUUGCGGAGUGAGCCGUGAUGCCCGCACCAAAGUGGACCGGACACCUCUGCACAUGGCCGCGUCUGAGGGUCACACACGCAUAGUGGAGCUGCUGCUGAAGCACGGCGCUGCUGUGAAUGCUAAAGACAUGCUGAAGAUGACAGCGUUGCACUGGGCCGUACAGCACAGCCACCGAGACGUGCUGGAACUUCUGCUGCGGUUUGGAGCUGAUGUCCACACGCAAAGUAAAUUCUGCAAAAACGCACUGGACAUCGCCCUCGACAACAGCUGUCAUGACCUCGCUGAAAUCCUGCAGGUAGCAAUGCAGAGUCAGAUCAACACAAACCCACAGAAUCCAGAUACAUUGACUAUUCACACCACUACACCACAGUUCAUAAUCAGCCCAGGAGGAGUCGUGAACCUCGCUGGACUCAUCUCACCUGGAAACAACAGCAAAUCUGCAGUUAUGGCAGCGGAGAAGGUGAUAAUAGCGGAUAUGGUCGACGGAGCCAUCCAACAGGUUGUGAGCUCUGGAGGUCAGCAGGUCUUUACCCUAGUAACAGAUGGCAUUCAACUGGGCAGACUGCAAACUAGCACAGGCAUCACCCAGCCCAUAAUAGUCACCAUGCCUGAUGGGCAGCAGGUAUUAACGGUGUCAGACAUAGAGGUCGCUGAGGAAACGGUGAUCGGUGACGAGCCAUCAAUUAAACGGCCACGUGUGAAGGAAGAAGACGACGACAGUGAAAUGACGGAAACACAAGACAUGCAGAUCCACCAAAACAUCUCACUGCAGGACAUGCAGGAAAAAGUGUCUCUUCUGAAGCAGCUGGAAGAGGCGAAUCGUGAAGCUCAGAGAUAUAGACAGCAGUUCCUGAAGAAAGAACAGGAAGCAGAAGCUUACAGACAGAAACUAGUGGCCAUCACACGACAGAACGCCAAGAAAACAGUGUGAUAUACAAAUAAUCACACACACACAACACACACACUGUUAAAGCUAAUAAGCUACUAAGAUAAUGAUAUUCACCAUACCCUAACCCUCACACAAACCUGUUGACAUCAGAGGAUUUUAAGCAAAACAUUAUUUGCUGAUUUAUGAGCCUUAAGCAUCUUCAAACAUUUGGUCCUCAAGAAUAGCACAACCUGUGCACACACACACACAUAUGUUGAUUAUGGAUAUGGGUUUGACACAGGUUUGAUUCUGUCCCAUAUCCCAUUGCUCAAUCCCCAGAUGGCCUCACAAUAAAGUGGCAAAAUAAAUAAAUAAAUACACAUACAUAACUAAACUGCAGAUAAAUCAGGGAAAUCAAAAUCACAGAUACGAUCAUUUUUAAACUGAUAGACAACCCCAAUUCCAAAAAAGUUGGGACAGUAUGGAAAAUGCUAAUGAAAACAAAAAGGAGUGAUAUAUUGUAUAUUCUAUUUACCCUGUGCUAUAUUGAAAGCACUACAACAAGACAGUAUUUGAUGUUUUACCUUGUGUAUUUAAUUUUUUUUUUUUUGCAUACUGUCCCAACUUUUUUGGAAUUGCCAUUGAAGCUGUAUUUUAUGCACAAUUUAAUAUACUGUAUAUUAUGUACAUAUAAUACAUUUUAUAUAUCAUAUGUAAAAAAAAAACUUGAGCAUAAUUUGUCAGAUAAUUUAAGUUUCUGCAGAAAGAUGGAGUAUGGUUUUCAUCACUGAUAAUGAAUUUUACAGCCCAUUAUUCUAGUUGAUAUGGUGUAUAAUGUCUGCCGUUUGCUUGAAUCAAAUGUUUACUCACUCUCCUGUUUAUAGUUUUCUCAUGAUCGUGAUUUGUGAUGCAUUUUGCAUUUUUCUGGAUUUCUGUCAUAAACAUUCUUAUUUU
This is a messenger RNA of Myxocyprinus asiaticus (Chinese sucker), 2135 nucleotides long. RefSeq names its product GA-binding protein subunit beta-1-like. The transcript has 8 exons. The record is from RefSeq and is a predicted model, not a curated record. Lineage: Eukaryota; Metazoa; Chordata; Actinopteri; Cypriniformes; Catostomidae. Gene Ontology annotation, biological process: positive regulation of transcription by RNA polymerase II. The coding region runs from base 138 to 1244 and encodes 368 amino acids. Gene Ontology annotation, molecular function: protein binding; transcription cis-regulatory region binding. Gene Ontology annotation, cellular component: nucleus.